Messenger RNA from Lolium rigidum, 2121 nucleotides. RefSeq names its product galactoside 2-alpha-L-fucosyltransferase-like. Bases 153 to 1937 code for a protein of 594 amino acids. The record is from RefSeq and is a predicted model, not a curated record. The transcript is spliced from 2 exons. Gene Ontology annotation, molecular function: galactoside 2-alpha-L-fucosyltransferase activity. Gene Ontology annotation, biological process: cell wall biogenesis; xyloglucan biosynthetic process. NCBI's taxonomy places the organism in Eukaryota, Viridiplantae, Streptophyta, Magnoliopsida, Poales, Poaceae. Gene Ontology annotation, cellular component: Golgi apparatus; membrane.
UCGCAAGUUGCAGGCAGCGCACGCGGACGCGGCCGUCCAACUUUGACCACUCUCGCUUGCUCCGAGCGAGCACAGACAAAGAGUAAACCAGGCCGGGGAGCUGUCGCAUGAGACCGACGCGCAGCUGAGCUAGAGACAGCUCGAGCUCGACCAUGGAGAAGCCGAGCAGCAGGCGCUGGAGCAGUGGCGCCGUCGUGGAGGCUGGCGGCCACGAGGAGAAGCUGCCCCUGCGCGGUGGCCUGGAGCUUCACGCCCACGGCCACGCCGGAGAGCAGCAGGAGGCGGGGCGAGGCAGGCACCGGCGCAGCUGCGUGCGCGCCGGGCUGGUGCUCUGCCUGCUGACGCUCCCGGCCAUCGUCCUGCUCCUGCAGCGGUGGCGGACAUCCUCCUCGCCGGACUGGGUCUUCGACGUCGACCCCCCGAUGGAGGACGACGACGACCAAGAUAUAAAGGAUGGUGUGUUUGAUGAUCUAUCUCCAUCAGCACAAAUUGAGUAUGACAGACUUCUUGGUGGCCUUCUGAUUGAGGGAUUUGAUGAAAGAUCCUGUCGCAGCAGGUACCAAUUUGCACGUUAUCACAAGUCUGAAAGAAUACCUUCUCCAUACCUCAUAGAAAGGUUAAGGAGACAAGAAGCACUACAGAAGAAAUGUGGCCCAGGCACCAAAUCAUACCGCAGUGCUGCAGAACAGAUAAGGUCCGGUCAGAGCAUCAACAGUACAAAGGAUUGCAACUAUGUCUUCCUGAUAAUCCAUGCUGGGUUAGGGAACCGGAUGCUUGAGAUAACUUCAGCGUUCCUGUACGCGCUUCUGACAGACCGGAUUUUGCUUGUGGAUCGUUACAAGGAGAUUGGUGACAUUUUCUGCGAGCCUUUCCCUGGAACUUCAUGGUUAAUUCCUUCUGAUUUCCCUCUGAGCUAUGAUGAGUUUACUCUGGGUAGUCCUGAGAGCUAUGGCAGCAUGUUGCAGAAUAAUGUUAUCAGUGGCAACAUGUAUCGGUCUUUAGCCAGUGCUAAGCCUCCCUAUGUGUACCUCCACCUUGAUGGUAACUACGGUUUCCAUGACAAGCUUUUCUACUGUGAGGACGACCAGCAGUUCCUAAAAGGUGUUCCGUGGCUGAUCAUACGAACUGAUAUGUACUUUGUUCCAUCGCUGUUCCUUAUUCCAAGUUACCAUGAGGAGCUCAGCAAGCUAUUUCCUGAGAAAGACACUGUUUUCCAUCACUUGGGGCGCUAUCUUUUUCAUCCGACAAACGACAUUUGGUAUUCAGUGAUAAAGUACUACAGGACCUACCUUGCUAAAGCUGAUAAGAUAGUGGGAAUUCAGAUCAGAGUAUAUGAGAAAAAGGGCAUCUUGCAAAGAAAUGGCCCAUUUCCACACAUUUUAGAACAGAUCCUAUCAUGUUCCCAGAAUGAAAAGCUGCUGCCAGAAAUUGCUGGGACUGAUAAAGCAGCGACUACGGCUGGGAAUAACAGGACAGUUGCCGUUCUUGCAACUUCCUUGAGCUCCUGGUACAGUGAUGAGAUCCGGAAAAGGUACAGCAAGCACCGGACUGUCGAUGGCACCACCGUCAAAGUUUACCAACCGAGCCAUGAGGAGUACCAGAAGUCGAGGAACAGGAAGCACAACAUGAAGGCACUGGCCGAGAUCUACCUGCUGAGCAUGAGCGACGAGCUGAUCACCAGCGGCUUCUCCACUUUUGGCUAUGCCGCGCAGGGCCUCGCCGGACUGACACCGUGGAUCAUGUACAGGUCGGUGAACCACGUCGUGCCGGACCCCGUGUGUGGCCGCGCCAUGUCCAUCGAGCCGUGCUUCCACCAGGCUCCCUUCUACGACUGCAAGGCGAAGAGGGAUACUGACCUGGGCAAGGUGGUGCCUUACGUGAAGCACUGCGAGGACGUCAGCUGGGGGCUGAAGAUUGUAAACCGAACUCGGUUGUAGCUGGUAUUCUUCGCCAUAACACAUUUGUUUGCUAAAAAUAGGGUAGAUUUCUUUUUACAAGAAAAUUGUGCUAGAAAAGUAAAUUUUUUUUUUUUUUGCUUUCUGCAUUUGAUCCAAUUGUAGAUAGUUGAAAAACAGAUCACAAAUAGCAACACAAUAGACAUGGUCUUCUAUACCAUUCUUA